Molecule: messenger RNA, 1086 nt
Organism: Oryza brachyantha (malo sina)
Lineage: Eukaryota; Viridiplantae; Streptophyta; Magnoliopsida; Poales; Poaceae
Product: xyloglucan endotransglycosylase/hydrolase protein 8
Exons: 2
Coding region: 55-927 (290 amino acids)
Biological process (GO): cell wall biogenesis; xyloglucan metabolic process
Cellular component (GO): cell wall; apoplast
Molecular function (GO): xyloglucan:xyloglucosyl transferase activity; hydrolase activity, hydrolyzing O-glycosyl compounds
Source: RefSeq, a predicted model, not a curated record
CCACCACCACCACCACGACCACCAGCUCCUCCUCUCGAGAGACAGUCAGUAGCCAUGGCGACGUCAAUGCUGCUGCUGUGCGUGGCGGCGGCGGCGGCCGUGUGUUCCAUGGCGCCGGCGGUGGCGGCGGCCGGGUUCUACGACAAGUUCGACGUGGUGGGGGCGCGGGACCACGUGCGGGUGCUGAGCGACGACGGGAAGUCGCAGCAGGUGGCGCUGACGCUGGACCGGAGCUCCGGGUCCGGGUUCACCUCCAAGGACACCUACCUGUUCGGCGAGUUCAGCGUGCAGAUGAAGCUCGUCGGCGGCAACUCCGCCGGCACCGUCACCUCCUUCUACCUCUCCUCCGGCGAGGGCGAGGGCCACGACGAGAUCGACAUCGAGUUCAUGGGCAACCUCAGCGGCGACCCCUACGUGAUGAACACCAACGUCUGGGCCAACGGCGACGGCAAGAAGGAGCACCAGUUCUACCUCUGGUUCGACCCCACCGCCGACUACCACGUCUACAAGAUCAUCUGGAACCCCAAGAACAUCAUAUUCCAGGUGGACGACGUGCCGGUGAGGACGUUCAAGAAGUACGACGACCUGGCGUACCCGCAGAGCAAGCCGAUGAGGCUGCACGCGACGCUGUGGGACGGCAGCUACUGGGCGACGCGGCACGGCGACGUGAAGAUCGACUGGAGCGGCGCGCCGUUCGUGGUGUCGUACCGCGGCUACAGCGCCAACGCCUGCGUGAACAACAACCCCGCCGGCGGGUGGUCGUCUUCGUGGUGCCCCGAGGGCACGGCGGCCUGGAUCAGCCGCGAGCUCGACGGCGCCGGCCUCGGCACCGUCGCCUGGGCCGAGCGCAACUACAUGUCCUACAACUACUGCGCCGACGGCUGGCGCUUCCCCCAGGGCUUCCCCGCCGAGUGCUCCCGCAACUAAACCAAAACCAACUCCAUCCGCCAAUCCGCCAUUGAUGAGUUCUUGAAGCAUUUGUAAUUGCCGCGCGCUCUUCUUGUUCGUCUUGCUCCAUGUACAUUUUGCCAUGCCCAUUCGUUCCCCCAUUUUCUUACUGUUACAGACAUACAGGUUGAUGGUGAA